This is a messenger RNA of Nerophis lumbriciformis (worm pipefish), 4323 nucleotides long. NCBI's taxonomy places the organism in Eukaryota, Metazoa, Chordata, Actinopteri, Syngnathiformes, Syngnathidae. The record is from RefSeq and is a predicted model, not a curated record.
AUGGACGCGCGCUCGAACACAGGGGACAGCACGGAUGCGAUAGUGAUGGAUGAUUCUCAAGAAGAAAGGGACACCCAGGAGGCUUAUCAUAGUGGGAUCCCGGUGCUGUCGCUGUGCCCCCCAGACAGCGUGUACCCGGAACCGAGCAAUCUGAAUGCCAUCCGAGCUGAGCGGGAGUUGUGCGACAGCUGCAGCAGCCUCAACGGACCUUCUUCAUCUGGCCAGCUUUAUCAUCAAGUUCCCACAGGUCAAACUCAGCUCCAUAAAUGCCCCCACUGCAGCCCCUACAAUGCUCUCAAGUCAAACAUGUGCUGCGAGUCAAACAGCACCAGCGGCCCUGACGCCGAGCCGGGUGCCGUGGGCCACAGCUGUAGUUUGACUCACGAGACACCUCGCCAGCACGGUCUGUCGAGGUGUCGCUGGCUGCACGGCUCCUGUGAAGGUGGCGCGCAAAAAGCCACGCAGCGGCACGUGGUGACAGUUGGGGACGGAGGCCUCGACUGCUUUGUGAGAAAUUUUUCCCAGAUGCUUGUAGACUACCCUUUAGAGGUUCUACUGGGAUGUGCUCUGCUGCUCCUUGCAUGUUCGCUGGCUGGCCUCUUCAUUGGACCGCUGCCGGAUUUCUCAGAGCCUCUGCUGGGCUUCGAGCCACGAGGGACAAACAUCGGAGUUCGCCAGUCCAGUUUGUCAAAACUGCAAGAAAACACUGGCCCGGGAAAACCAUUGUCGCUUUUGCCACAGCAGCUCAGUAAAAGCAGUGGAAGGGGACUACACAACAACUCUGGACUUCGAUUUAAGAGGAUGCUAGCCAGAGGCUUGACCUCGGAGUCAUUCCUCUGUGACGCUCCCGGCCAGCGUUUGGCGCAGCUGGUGUUCCGCUCAGAAAGCUCAGCCAGUCUGUGGAGCCUGAAAGCCAUCCACGCCAUGUGCGAGAUGGAACAAUCCAGGAUACGCUCCCAGGCUCUGUUCCAGGACGUGUGCCAGCAGCAUGUGAGAGGCGAGGCCAAGUCGGCAUCCAGAAGCGGCUGCUGUCCCAGCUGGUCUCUGGGAAAUUACUUGGCCGCCCUCACUAAUGCCUCCAGUUGCGCCGGCCUAACCUCACAACAGGUCUCGGAGGCACUUAACCUUCUCCGAAAGUGUGCACCUUACUACCAUGAUGGACAUUUAGUGGAGAGCUGUUUCCAGAGACCCAAAUACGGCAGCUGCACAAUUGUCCCGUCACGAUGCAAACAGUCCCGCAUCGUGUUCCAAAUCUUACACUUCCUGGUUGAUAAAGAUUUCCUUAGCCCGCAGACGGCCGAGUACCAGAUCCCGACUCUCAAGUACAGUCUUCUGUUUCUACCGGUGGAUAAGGGAGAACGCAUGAUGGAGAUCUACAUGAGGAGUCUGAAGGGAAGAGAUCUGACGUAUAAUAAUACGACAAUCACUGGAAUGGACCUCGGGAUCAAGCAGAUGCUAUUCAAGUAUUAUCUAGCAAGAGACUCAGUGUUCCCCGUCCUUGCAAUCAUUUCUCUUCUUAUCACAAUGGCUCUCUAUCUUCAUUCUCUUUUCAUGGUGGCAUUAUCUGUGUUAGCAAUCAGCGGGUCCCUCCUCACUUCCUAUUUCCUUUAUAAAGUAGCAUUUCGCCUUACUUUCUUCCCGCUGGUUAACCUCUCAGCAGCGCUUAUUCUAGUAGGAACUUGCUCCAAUCAAGUUUUUAUCUUUGCAGACUACUGGAAUAUGCAGCUGUCCCAGAAGCCCACAGCAUCCCUGGAGAAAAGAGUACACAGGGUUUUGCAGGAAAUGGGUUAUUUGAUUUUAGCUUCAGGGUUGACCUCGAGCGCGGCGUUUUGCUCCGGUUAUCUGAGCAGCAUCACGGCUAUCAGAUGUUUCGCCGUUUAUCUCGGAACCGCCUCGUUUAUCGGUUCCCUCUUGGCGCUCGUGUGGCUGCCCUGCGCUUUCAUCUUGCGUGAGCGUUACACGGAAGCAUCCGCUGCGCCGCGGGGAUGGAAGCCCUGCUGUGCUAAAAACUCCAGCGGCUUCUGGGAGGGGAGCUCACGCAAGAGGUGCCUUUUUACAUUCGGUCAGAAGCUGAGAGAACUCAAACGAGGUCUUGCCAACACGUCUAAUUUAGUGUUCCUCAAAAUCCUGCCUUGUGCGGUGGUGAAGUUCCGGUACAUCUGGGUGUGCUGGUUCGCGGUGCUGGCCGCAGGCGGCACGUACAUGUCCUGCUUCGAUCCCGGGAUGAAGCUGCCUACUCUAGAGAGUGGCAUCACUCAGCUUUUCCGCUCCAGUCACCCGUUUGAGAGAUACGAUGCCGAAUAUCGUCACAUGUUCAUGUUUGAGAGAGAGCUGAACGGAGAAGACAGGCCGGUGACGCUGACACUCGUUUGGGGCGUCAAACCGACGGAUAACGGAAAUCACUUCAACCCAAAAAGCAACGGCUCGUUGGUUCUCGAUCCUGACUUUACGAUGAGUCAACCCAGUGCUCAAGUCUGGUUGAGGGACUUGUGCGGACAUGUGCAGAACCAAAGUUUUUACUCUUCUCCGCCUGAAGACAAAGAUACAACAUUAGAUAUCUGUUUUAUUCAGCGGCUAUUACAGUGGAUCUCUCUCAGAAGGUGCUCUGAGAGCAAUGACGAACUCGGUAUUUGUUGCAAUAACGUCACUUUUCCCUUCCAUCCUCGUGUUUUCGAGAACUGCCUGAGCACGAUGUUGGCAGAGAGGUCCUCCGAGGGACAUUCGCCACACGGCGGGGGCGUGUACUUCCAACCAGAUGGCCGGAUCGCUGCUCUCGUGCUGGCGUUCAAAACCACGUAUCGCUACAGCUUCAACUUCAGCCAAACAAAUGUUUUCUACAGAGAAACCCUGGCGUGGUUCAACAAAGAAAUAUCAGGAGCUCCGCCAGGCUUGCAAAACGGCUGGUUCAUCAGUCAGCUGUCUCUUUACAACUUACAACAAUCUUUGAGCUCAGAGAUGUUGAUAAUCGCCGGGUCUUCCGUGUCGCUUACGUUUGUUUCGCUGCUUUUAACCACAUGGAAUAUUCCGUUAAGUAUGUACGGAACUGUGGCGGUAGGAGGUAGCCUAUUCGUCACUGUCGGACUUCUCGUUCUGCUGGAGUGGCAGCUAAGUGGCAUCGAGGCUCUCUUCAUCUCAUCUGCAGCCGGGUUAUCUGUUGAUUUUGUAGCCAACUAUUGUAUUUCUUACUGUUUAGCACCUCACUCCGACAAAAUAGGGAAAGUAGCGCAUUCCACCAAGAGGAUGGGAUGCCCUGUAGCAAUAGUUUCUGGUGCAUUUUUCUGCACCGGGAUCAUCAUGCUGCCUUCGACGGUCUUGCUGUUCAGGAAAUUGGGCAUUUUCUUAUUCUUGGUCAAAUGCGUAGCGUGCGGGUUUGCCACCUUCUUUUUCCAGUCACUGUGCUGCUUUUUUGGUCCUCGGAAAAACUGCGGGAGGUUUCCACUUCCUUGUUUGUCAGACCCGUCGGACGGUGUGCUGUCAUCUUGCUCAGGAGGAGAACCGGGCUCGUCCUCUACUAACGGGGCUAGAGCGAAGAAGUCUUAUGACAAAAAUGCAGGUGGUUACCUUUACCCAAACCAACAAAAACAGAAGGGAACAGGAGGUUCGGUCAGGGGGACGGAGCAGUACGAGCUGCAGCCUUUGGCCUGUCGACUGAGUGACAGUUUUGAAAACAGCACCUGUACUAGUAAGCUGUCCAAUAGGCCGUCUGUGCUGUCUGAUGAGAUCGAGUACUGCGGGAGGGACACGUUCUCGGACGGUGAAAGUGGAGAGAUGUGCAGUCGCCAAGCGCCUCACGCGCUACAGACCUCGUCUCCGUACAAAGAGAACCCGACGCGAUCUGACAUGGUCAUUGGCAAGAGGCUGUGUAAAACCUGCCAGGAUCGUUCAAAUACCUUGCAGCAGUGGACCGAUAAAACAUUUUCAACAUCCUCCAGUAUGGAUGAAAUUAUAACAAACACAGAUGAGGCCACAGGCCAGCCAUGUUUGUGCACAGAGGCGCAAACCAAAGAGGAACGACUUCUUCGGCCAUCCUCGCAGUCUGUGAGCUCCUGCGAGUUUCUAGAUGACUCUAACGAAACGUGUUUGAGCGACAUUGAACCCGGGCCUUCCAGUGGGCAGCAAAGCGACACUGACACUCAGUUGCAGCCCGGGCACCUGAACGGUAAAAGAGACACUCUGCGUCUCUCGCUCAGAGAGACUGUUUAUGAUGUGUGCGGUAAAGGUCAUAGCAGCCAGACUGAGGAAAUGGUCAUUUUACCAAACAGUAAGCCAGAUCUACCAGAUGUUUGGAUCAAGAGAGCUGGACAAGGAGAUGAUAUUCUUUAA